CUAACUACGCGUUUACGGCUCCUCUUCUCCUUCUCCAUGCUCUCUCUCUCACUCUCUCUACAAAACCCAUAAGCUCUCUCAUUCUCUCUCCCAUUGCCUCUCUCUCUCUCUUCCUCUGUCUGUAUCUGAAAGCUCAGAGCUUCAAUCGUAAGACGACCAGACAGCAGCAAUGUCAGUCCCCACCGCCCUCUAUCGCCUGAUCCUCUUCUUCGCAGUCGCCUGGACACCCUUCACGGCUGCGCAGACACCGGCGCCGCCACCGGCAUCGGACGCCUGCAACGGGAUCUUCCUCUCCUACUCGUACACCGGCGGAGCCCAGAUCCCGCCCACCGACCCGGUCAACCAGGCCUACCGGUUCGAGUCCACCCUCACCAUCCUCAACAAUGCGGCUGAGGAGCUCAAGUCGUGGCAGGUCUUCGUGGGGUUCCAGCACGACGAGCUCCUCGUCUCUGCCUCCGGCGCUGUCCUCUCCGACGGCUCCAGCCUGCCCGCUGCGGUCGGGAAUGGGACAGUCUUUGCGGGGUACCCGUCCUCCGAUCUGAAGUCCGCGAUUGAAACUGCAGGGGACGCGACGCAGAUGCAGGUCCAGGUCAAGCUCGUCGGGACACAGUUUGGGGUGAAGUCCCCGAGCGUUCCAAUGCCGUCGAACAUCUCUCUCGCCAAUGACGGGUACAUCUGCCCCAAGCCCGCAAUGCAGGGAACGAGUGAGAUGCAAGUUUGCUGCACCAAGGAUGAGAAAUUCAAGACGAACAUCACAGUCGAAGACGAGUUCCUCCCCCGUCAGAGUGGCGACCUCACGAUCAUGUACGACGUGACUAAGACCUACAGUUCGUACUACUGGGCCCAGGUCACUAUCGAGAACCACAACUCACUUGGCCGCCUCGACAACUGGAAAUUAAGCUGGGACUGGAUGAAGGAUGAGUUCAUCUACACGAUGAAGGGAGCCUACCCGAGCGUGGUGGACUCGAGUGACUGCAUAUUCGGGUCUCAGGGGACUUACUAUCAGGACAUGGACUUCUCAAACGUGUUGAACUGUGAGAGGAGACCGACGAUCAUUGACCUUCCACUGACGAAGGCCAAUGACACAACCCUCGGGAAGGUUGAUUACUGUUGCCGGAAUGGCACCAUCUUGCCGCCAAACAUGGACCACAGCCAGUCAAAGUCGGCUUUUCAGAUGCAAGUCUUCAAGAUGCCACCAAAUUUGAACCGAUCGGAGCUCUCUCCACCCCAAAAUUGGCAGAUUAAUGGGACCCUGAACCCAGACUAUAAGUGUGGGCCACCAGUCCGGGUGAGCCCAAGCCAGUUCCUAGACCCAUCCGGGUUGCCCAAUACCACUGCUAUUGCAAGCUGGCAAGUUGUGUGCAACAUUACCCAAGCCAAGGGCUCAAGCCCCAAAUGCUGUGUCUCAUUCUCCGCAUACUAUAAUGAGUCCGUGGUCCCUUGUAGGACUUGUGCUUGCGGGUGCUCUAGCACGAGGAGUCAGACAUGUAGUGCCACGGCUCCAGCAGUCCUCCUUCCCCCAGAGGCCCUGCUCAUCCCCUUUGAGAAUCGGACAAGCCUGGCUCUCGCCUGGGCCACACUUAAGCACCGGUCCGUCCCAAACCCUCUGCCCUGUCCUGACAACUGCGGGGUCAGCAUAAACUGGCACCUGUACACAGACUACACCAAGGGGUGGAGUGCAAGGAUCACAGUCUUCAACUGGGAUGAUACAUCCUUUGCCGACUGGUUUGCAGCAGUCGAGAUGGCCCAGGCUGCCCCCGGAUUCCAAACCAUGUAUUCAUUCAACGGGACCCUACUGGAGGGCAGAAACAACACGAUCUUCAUGGAGGGACUCCCGGGGCUCAACUACCUUGUUGCAGAGACUGACGGGGAAAACCCGACGAAAGACCCCAGGGUGCCAGGGAAACAACAGUCUGUCAUAUCAUUCACGAAGAAGAACACUCCCGGGAUCAAUAUUGCUGCCGGGGAUGGAUUCCCGACCAAGGUGUUCUUCAAUGGGGAGGAGUGUGCACUGCCUACAGUUUACCCGACUAGCCAUGCCAGCAAGAAACACGGCCCGGGCCUAAUGCUUUCCAUUCUAUUAGCCAGUUUGGUGCUCAUUUGGAUGCAGAGAUAGUCCCAGAUGCAGUCCUGGCGUAAUUUUUUUCAUUCUUUUAAGUGAUAUAGCGAUGAUAUGCUUUGCUCGAGCUAUUUGCUUUAGUGCUAUCUCAUCUUUUAGAACGAGAACAGCUGCGAGAGGGUGCAGUCAACAUACUAGUAUAGGUUGCUGUCAGAUUCUUGAUUGUAUGGGUUGGGCACAUUAUAUAGUUUGUAUCUUACAUGUACGCAUGACAUUUUGUGUAGAGGCUCUCUCUCAUUCUGUACACUUGAUUCGGUUCUCCAUUAGUUUCUUUCCAAAUGUAACGUUCUUGUUUCUUUUGAUUA
Molecule: messenger RNA, 2424 nt
Organism: Punica granatum (pomegranate)
Lineage: Eukaryota; Viridiplantae; Streptophyta; Magnoliopsida; Myrtales; Lythraceae
Source: RefSeq, a predicted model, not a curated record